AUGCAUUCCUUGGAAUAUUGUGAAUCUAGUUGUUACCCUGAUCCGUGUGGAAUCUUCAGGGAUGAGAUUGUGACUCGGACUAGAUCACCUGUGGGUCUUCCGCCUCAGAGCAGGGACUCUGUCAAGCAAUCACCUUCUCCUAGUCCAAUUGGCAGCUUGAUUUCUCGAUCCUCAAUCGCCUCAAAUUCUUUCCUCCUGCCCCGUUGUAGCCUCAAUAUAGCAGCUUCUGCCUUGGUCACAACCCGCUAUAAGCGAUCCGGGUCCUCACCUUCAGUCCCCCUUGCCGAAUACAACUUGCAGUCACUAUAA
Aspergillus niger is the source of this 309-nucleotide messenger RNA. RefSeq lists its product as hypothetical. The record is from RefSeq and is a predicted model, not a curated record. Bases 1 to 309 code for a protein of 102 amino acids. The transcript is spliced from 3 exons. NCBI's taxonomy places the organism in Eukaryota, Fungi, Ascomycota, Eurotiomycetes, Eurotiales, Aspergillaceae.